GAUGCAGUUCAGUGUUGCAUAUACUUGAAAGGCUGUUUAAUUCAAUAGUUUUUCUACCUUAAAUAUACUUAGCUGAUUAACGUUCAUUGUGCAGCAUGCAUGGUGCAUCAAUUUGUGUGUCAACUAAUGGCAGCAACAUGUAUAUGAUGACUACUGAGAGCGGGUGCAAUCUCUACCUCUGACCUUCUGGUCAUGCAUGGCAAGAGUAUGCUUCUUCGGUGGCUGGGUAUAUCCUCAAGGUUCAGCUGCUAGAUGUAAAUCUAAGCAUUUCAGCAAAACUGACAUUCAGGCUAGGCUGUGCGGUGCAGGGUUUCCUGAGUAACAUGGUGCUUCCUUUAGCUAAUGCAUCAUACAUGAGUAGAGCGAACGUAACUCCUCCUUCUCUUUGUUCUAUUCCAGUGAAAGACAUAAUUCCACUUGGUGGUCCACCACGUCACAGGGCUGAUGAUAGAGGAAGAGCUCACCCAGUGCCACAGUGCUCAUUUCAGGAGACAAAUAAAAAGCAUGCACACACUCUGAAACCUUUAAACCCAAUCUUAAGAUGCACACGUCCUCAUAAAACCUCUGGGCUGGAAAGGAGGAAUAGAUCUGCUAUAGCUUUUCCUUCAGACUCCAAAAAGGUCUUUGCAGGAGUCCAGGAGAGUCUCUCCAAUUGCAAUGUACCAAUGAGAAAAGUACAAUUUAACAACAACAACAACAACAACAACAAGCACUUAAAUAAUGACGGAUCAUGCCAGGCUGCUGGUAAAAAAGAUGCUCCUUUACAAAGGCAGGGUUCAUAUAACAAACAGAAAGAAUUUGCCCUUGCUUUCUGUAAGCAGCUGAAUGAGAAUUUGAAGGUUGGAAGGCCUGUGGUGCAGAUAGGGAAUACUCAGCAUAAGAUGCAUCCUCUUCCCAUUUCCUCUUCUGUGCCUGAGAGCCACAAAGCGUCAGCUCCACCAAACCCUCAGAGAAGACAGAGUCUUGACAGUAGUGUGAAUCAGCAAAGCCAGCAGUCUGUUGAAAAGAUGGACAAGCCGAUCGGGGAUCACAGCUCACCUUCACUUAGCCAGGGAGAACACAUGCAUCACCAGGCAACUACACCAGCAAGUGGCAGAUCUCUGUCCCUGAAGAGACGAAGAGAAUCCAGUGCAGAAAGACAAGGGGAAGGCAAGAGAUUGUGUCAGGAAGAAGUUUUACUUACCCCAUCUUCUACUAGUGGCAGUUCUUCCCAUUUCAGCUCACCACCAAAGUUUAUCAAACGUGCCUUCUUGAAGACAUUUAAUGAGCCUGUGCUGACUCUAAAUGAGAAACGCUCCCCAGCAUUAAAUAAUCGUACUGGAGACAGGAUAAAGGCUUCAAACAAUGUAGCCAAACAGCUUUUUCAAGAACCAAGGACAGAAAGCCAUCAAAAAGAAGAGAUGAGAAGGUCUACUGAAAAUAAAUGUCUUAUAAGUAACACAGCCACUGCUGACCCUUGCCCCUCACUUUCCAGCAAACCAAACCAGAAACAGGGAGAAGGUGGUUCCCCUGUCUCCUCACACACAAGUUCUUUGCCUGGCAUUACAGAUAGCUUUGAGAUCAGCUGUCCUCUCCAACAACCAAAAGUUACUUCACCCAGCUCUCAGGACGUCAUGGGCUCACACGAUUCAAAGACCAUUACCAGAGCCAGGAAGGAUGUAGAGGAGAAGAGCGACCUGGUGUGGAAUGAUCCUCUAGAUUUGGACCUGGGCGAGGAUGUGGGGUUGGACAGCUGUGCUCUCAGCCUCAGCAGCAGCCAUAGUAGCAAGGAGGAUCAUCUGCUGUCUUUUCAGGAGAUCCUAGAGCGCAGCACCCGUGUGCCCGCCAGUCCAGAGAAGGCGACGUUCUCUGAGCCCAGCACUCCAGGCCUUAAAGUUGCUCCAGAGGAUCUUAAAAAUAAGACUACAAGUUACAAGAACACAUUGGAGCAAAUGCUGAAGGAGAAGGAGCAGAAUCGAAAAUCUAAGGAGCUUGAAAUGCAGCUGCUACAAGCUUGUAAAGAAGACUUGUUAAAACUGGAUGAAGAGGAUGAAAAUGCAGAAGAAGGACUUUCACAUGAGCAAAGGGAAUUCUUACAGAGAUUCUCAGUUACCUCAUGCGUCAUAAGAGACAUCCACCCUGGAGAGGAAGUGUUCACUCUCACCAACUCUGGCCGACUCUUCAACCAUCAGAGUCUGGACUUGAGGAAGAUGGGUGUUACCCCGAACAACAGAGCGCAGCAGACUCUGCUACAAGUGCAUUCAGAACAGCUUCUGCUGCUGCUGAGUGCAGGCUUGUUUAGAAGAGCCUACUCAUCCUCCCCCUGCCAGCCUCAGGUCACCCGCUGGCUUUUUCAGAUGAUGUCAGUCCACCCAAACCCCAUCAUCUGUGCACAGAUUCUUCAGGCCAUGACGACUAUUGCCUUAUCUGCUGCUCAACAGAUAGUGGAGAAAAGCAAUAAGAAGUUUGAGGUGUGGGUGCCCAGUAUACAGGAUGUUGCUCUAGUCUUCCUCAACAUGGGUGUGUCAUUUAUCAGUUUGUUUCCAUUGGAGGAUCUACAACCCCCUUUCACUGAGGGAGAUCUGCUCGAGAGUUUGGAAAUCCAGCCUGAUGGUACAAGAAGUGAGAAAGAAGGUGGCACAUUUCCAGAGCACAAUUUUGAGAACAUUAUCAAGUACCUGGCACUAUGUGCAGCCUUGUGUCCAAGGGUGUACAGUGAUGAGGAGCUGCUGUUGAUGUUAACAGUGGUGUGUAGGGUCAGUCUGGAGACACGUUUACAGCUGCUGCCCACUGGAGACCUCAGCUGCCUGCUACAGCACCUCCUCAACAACAUGACACACUGGGAAAUACAGUUGUCUCAGGUUUGCCAGGCCAUUACUAAUCUGAGUGAGGAUCACCACAACCUCAGACGGCUGGUACAGCUUCUACCUCACAGUGGCCGGGGAAAGCAAUUGAGGAGACAUGUGAGCGUGUCGAUCAUCUCUAAACUGUUAAACCACAGAUGCACUUAUACACCCUCAUGCACAGAAUUUCAGCUGUCUGAUCUGAGAUGUUAUCUACCUCGUAUGCGUCCCUCCUUGCUCUUAAAGGGCUUAAUGGCUGCAAAGACCACAGAGCCGCAGGAGACUGAUGACUGUGCCACCACUCCAGACCAACAGGCUUAUUACCUCUGCUACAGCCUUUUGGCUUUGACAAACGAAGCCUCCAAUUUUGAGUUUUUACCCUCAAAACAGAGAAACGAGCUGCUGCUACUGUCUGCUGAACUAGAGAAACACGUUAAAUGUGACAUCAGGGAGAGUGAGAAAAUGCUUUACAGGAGUAAGGUAAAAGACUUUGUUGCUAGAAUAUAUACCAAAUGGCAGGUGCUGCUCCAGAGAUCAAGACCCCAGGAGGGAAAGCUAUAUGAUUACUGGAAACCUCUUCCUGAGGAUGAAAUGCCCACAAAGAAAGAGAGCCAAUUCACUGAGCAGGGAGACACAGAGGAGUCACUGAGUGAGGAGUCUGACAUUGUCCAGUCAGAUGAGGAAGAGUGCAUGGAGGAGAAAGAUGAAGUAUCAAUGGAGAGUGAGGAAAAGCUAGAGGACAGUGUUGAAAAGAUUCGAGAGAAGAUUGAAGAGUUACAGGAGGUUUCGGCUGACAUAAAAGAGAAGCAAAGCUUGAUAAACCUGGAUGACAAAGAUGCAGAGGAGACGAAAGAUGAUAUGGCAAUAGAUGAAGAACUACUAGGAGGAAGUUCUGAAGGGUCAGUAGAGAGUGAUGAGGAGGAAGACCUCAUUAAAAGAGAAGAAGAGCUUCUUAAAGAUGAUGAGUCUCUAGAUAGAAAUGUAGAUCCUGCGGGGGGAGAAAAUGAUGAGCCUGAGGUACUAGAGCUUUUAGAGAAGCAUGCAGAUAUGUUAGAGAAAACAAAUGAGGAGUUACUCUUAGAUGAAUAGAGUCGCUUAUUGACAUCUGGACAUGGUUGCCCUGCUUUCCUGUAUCACCCAGACAUAACUAAUGUUACAUGAAAGGGCAGCAUCAUACAAAUGUAAGCCUCACACAGAGUUUAAGCUAUGCACUCCUAAGAAUUUGUGAAUGAGUGGAGAGCAGGUUUCCCCAUGUCACUCUUUAGGUAAUCUUAGGCUGUCCACAUAUAUGCUCUGUUGUAGUUGUCAAUACAACUGUACCAGGCAUUUACUUGCUUGGUUCAAGUCACUGUGCUACAGUAUGAAAGAACACUUAUUCUCUCCCAAAUUUUAUAAUAAGCAUGAUGCACUGUACUGCCUUAACAACCCUGUAGAGGGGGCUUUUUCCUUAUUCAGUCACUGCCACAGGGUUUCUCAUCUUUAAGCUGCUGAUAUCUUAGUAAUCUUUAUUUACGUUUUGCUUUUUUACAUUUUGCCAAGAUAUCUGAUGUGUCAGGGAACAGUGUGUGUAUGUACGUGUAUGUGUGUAUGUGUGUAUGUGUAUGUGUGUGUGUGUGUGUAUAUACUGUAUAUAUACUGUACACUAUAUCCCUGAAAAGAAAUAAGAAAGAGCAAAAUAAAUUCACCUUAAUAUGUUUCUGUGGCUGUUUACAACCACAGAACAUAGAUACACAGUUGGUGACAUACAUGAAGAUAAAUUUUAAAGCACUUUUUACAUCACAUUAAAAAUAUUUUUUUAAUGGCCCAAUAAUUUCUGUUUACAUGUUUGCAUUGUUCAUGGCUAAACAAUAUAUAAUUGAUGAGGCUAAUACUGGAUGGUAGAUACAACUACAGAAGCCAUUUUAUAUUUAGAAAUUUUACAUUUAUUAUAGUUAUUUUGUAUUAUAAAUUUCUUUAAUGUUCCACUUAAAAUCCGUAGUGCAGUGCUUUACUUUGAUUAAAUUCCCCAGGACUGCUUUAGCUGGAUGAAACUGUGGUCUCAAGAUUCUGUGAUUUUCCUGGGGAAAUUUUGUAUAAAUUUAUCUGCAAUCUUCAGCUUUAACUAGCAUGUAUAAAACUUGGCAUAGAAAGGACCAGAUUAAAUAUGUGUUGUUAUGUGUGUGUAAUAUACCAAUCUUAUUGCACUGGGUAAUUUGUAAAAUAAAGAUAAUUACAUUUUUGUAUUGA
Molecule: messenger RNA, 5048 nt
Organism: Pangasianodon hypophthalmus (striped catfish)
Lineage: Eukaryota; Metazoa; Chordata; Actinopteri; Siluriformes; Pangasiidae
Gene: slf2
Product: SMC5-SMC6 complex localization factor 2
Exons: 19
Coding region: 324-3911 (1195 amino acids)
Source: RefSeq, a predicted model, not a curated record